GUAGUUUCGCCCAUUCCACACCCACAUAACCACAACAACAAACCUUGUGACGUACGGCGUAGCCAGCAAAAUCUAGCACGUGCAAACGGCCGGUUUGGUGCAGUUCUUUCCCGCGCGAUUGUUUCCAAAUAAAAAGAGUUUUGAUCACACUGGCUAGGCUACAUGUAUUGGUAUGCAAGGUCAUUGGGCCUUCUCUGCACCGCCAUCUUUGUGCCAACUUACGUGGAAUCGGGAAUGGACAAAUGCAUAAUUAAAAACACACUCACUGCGUCACAGAAGGCAUAAGGCGUACAUUAUAUAAGCUACGAAUCCGUCAUAGGGACGAACUUUUCGGGCUGAAAAAUCGCAGUGAUACACUGACGACUUAACCCAAUCAUUUUUCAUUUUGUGCUGGUGGGCAAGAUCAUGAGGGUGAACGUCCGAGUACGUAAUGAAUGGCUGCUUGUGCCAGCGAAAUCAUCCAAACUUACGGUAGAUUGGUUAGGGAAGCAAGCCUUGGCCCGUUAUCGUACCCUCAAGGAUUACGACCAAGAAGAGCAAGAUAGCGUGUUGGAGAUACGAAAAUCGUCAGGAGGAAGUUUGCUGUUUCCAGGUGACCACAUCGAGGAUGUUGUGGAAAACGAUGGAUUCGUCUACACUGUUCUUAAGAGUGAACAGAAGACUGAUGGCAUAAUUUCCUCGUCCACCUUGCAUCAGGAUGUACACACAACUUUUAAGUCAGCAACAGAGUACUUGAGUCUCGAUGGAUGCAGCCUCUCCACUGAUGAUUUGAUGAAGCUUGGUGAAGGCAGAUAUAACAUCAAGUUGACAGACAAAGCAUGGGAGAAAGUCACAGCAUCAAGGAAUCUGCUGGAAAAGAUUGUGGAAGAAAACAAAGUUGUAUACGGCGUGACAACAGGCUUUGGAAAGUUUGCUCGUGUGGUCAUCCCUGUUGAAAAACUCAAUGAGUUGCAGGAGAACCUGAUCCGCUCUCAUGCCGCUGGGGUGGGUGAACCACUCACCCCUGAACGUACCCGACGCUUGCUGGCCUUACGCAUCAAUGUGAUUGCAAAGGGGCACAGUGGACUAUCUCCUAAGAACCUUAGAAGCAUGAUUGAUGCCUUCAAUUCGUCCUGCUUGCCCUUAGUUCCAGAGAAGGGUACUGUUGGCGCAAGUGGUGAUUUGGCUCCCUUGAGUCAUCUUGCCCUGGGGAUGAUGGGAGAAGGCAAGAUGUGGAGUCCUCGUACAGGAUGGGGUGAUGCUAAAACGAUUCUGAAGUUGCAUGGGGUGGAGCCGGUUAUCCUUGGUCCAAAGGAGGGUAUUGCAUUAAUUAAUGGCACACAGAUGAUCACCGCACUUGGAGCUGAAGCCGUUGAGCGAGCAGCAGCUAUUGCACGUCAGGCUGAUGUCAUUGCUGCCCUGUCGUUGGAUGUCCUGAAAGGGACAAACUCUGCUUUUGAAAGUCACAUCCAUGCAGCCAGACCCCACAAGGGACAAAUGCUAGUGGCCAGCAACCUACGUUCACUCCUGGCUUCAGAUGUCCACCCCUCCGAAAUUUCCGAGAGCCAUCGAUUCUGUGACCGUGUGCAAGAUGCUUAUACUCUGCGUUGCUGCCCACAGGUUCAUGGUAUUGUCAACGACACCAUUGAGUUUGUUAGAGGCAUCUUGACGACUGAGCUGAACAGUGCGACUGACAAUCCAAUGGUAUUUGCUGAGCGUCAAGAGACAAUUUCUGGUGGAAACUUUCAUGGGGAAUACCCUGCCAAGGUGCUGGACUAUCUGGCCAUCGGCAUCAGUGAACUGGCAUGCAUCAGUGAACGCCGAAUUGAACGACUUGUUAAUCCAUCGCUGAGUGAACUGCCAGCAUUUCUGGUGAGUGACGGUGGUAACAAUAAUGGCUUUAUGAUUGCUCACUGCACGGCAGCUGCUCUGGUGUCUGAAAACAAGGUUCUGACUCAUCCAGCGUCUGUUGACUCACUGCCGACCAGUGCAAACCAGGAAGAUCAUGUUAGCAUGGGAGGAUUCUCUGCCAGAAAAUGCCUGACUGUUGUUGAGCAUGUGGAACAAGUUUUGGCCAUUGAAUUAUUAGCAGCAUGCCAAGGUAUUGAGUUCCUUCGUCCUCUGAAAACUACAGCUCCACUGGAGGAAGUCCACAAACUUGUUCGCUCUGUCGUGGAACCCUGGGACAAGGAUCGCUACAUGGCCCCCGACAUUGAAGGAGCAACUAAGCUCCUGAGGGAAGAAAAGGUGUGGAAAGCAGUCAAACCUUACAUGGAUAAUUACCAUAUAGAACAUCUGAAAGGAGCAAGUGUCCCAUCACCAACAGGUAGCGCUUUAGGAAAUAGCCGUUCUGCUAAGCGUAAGCGAGUGAAGUAAAGAGUGACUUCUAAGAGAAUGGUUGGGUAGAGCCGUGUACAUGGUCAAAAGCUACAGUGGGCCAGGUAGGAAUUCUUACUCAGUGGUUGGUGUUAACAUCAUUCAGUAUAGGCUUAAACUCAGCUGUAGCAUAAGGCUUGUUUGUCAUGCAAGUAAAAACGGCCAGCUAAUAAGUGAUAUGAGCAGAUAAUAAGAAGACGUAGAGUUGAAUGUUUUCAGUGUGUUGAUUUUUACUUGGAUUGUUCAUUUAUGGAAGUGAAUUUCGCUUUGGUUUGAACUUUGCAUAUAAGUAGAAAGCAGCCAAUUGAACUAUGGAGCUUUACAAACCAAUUUUUAUCUUUUUUAGUAGGUAGUUCCACCUUGCUUCCUAGGUAUUUUCCUGCAUAUUGCUUGUUAAUGAAUUAACAUUGUAAGCCAAAUUGUAAGAGUGCAAACCGCUGGUUGAAAAGACACCUUUUGAAAUGGUGCACUUGCAAAACUUGCUCGUAAUGGAAGAAUGAAAGGGCGUGACUUAAAGUUCAAAAUGGUUGGUUAGGCUCCAUGAGGGAUUUAAGCUCCCAGUGUGAUCAAGGUGAAUCGUGAAAAAAAUAGUAAUGCUAAACUUUUAUCACACUUUUCAGUCUAAGGAUUAAAAUUUAUUUAAGUACUUCAAACUGAAAAUUUUUUUUGUUUGGGACUUAUCUGAAUUCUUUGUAUAUUCAAAAUCCUUUCAUUGGUGUUAAACAUCUUGAAUUAUAACCAUUUAUAACUGUAUGACUUAAUAGCUUGUGAAAUUUUGCAAUUCUUAAUUAAUCGUUUACUGAUUUGAAUAAAAUUUCUAUAUUGUUAGAUAGAUAACACAUAUUAUUCAGUUAAGGUUCUCCUAACUUAGAAAUAAAAACUCUCAACAAGAUGAAUUUAACAGCCUCCAGCUUGUCAGCAAAAAGAUUCUAAUGAAAUAAUGGUUGCUACCAGAUGUUUUAUUUUGUUUUAUGCCAUGUCUUUAUUUUGUUCUUUAGGUCUUUUAAGUGAAACUUUGGCAAUAGCAAUGCAAUUAUCUGGGUGUUUUUUCAAGUGUUCCUUCUCAUUAUCUUUAUUUGGUAGGGAAAAAAUAAAUCUUUAAAUCUUAAAACAUUUAAUCUUGUUCAUAUUUUGAGGUGAUUUUUCUACAAUUACAUCUGUUUGCACAAGAUCUAAUCUCAUCAUGAUUAGCAGAAGCAACAAGGGUAAAUUAGAAACAAAUGUUGAAUUAGGAACCAAGUACAUUUUGAUCCCUUUUUGAUGGUGGUGACAGGUAUAAACUCAUUUUUGUUGUGUUAUUUACAAUUUGCACGUAAUAGCUUGAGGUUCAGUGGACUGCAGAUACUUCCUGUGUAUUUUUGAUUCUAUGUAUUCUUUUGCCUUAAAAAUUCACUCCUAAAGAUAAAAGGGUUUGACUUUAGCCAGCAUUAAGUGGUGUGCUUUUUUUUGUUUGAUGUUUGAUAGUUCUGGAGUCCUUGAAUGAAAAGUUUUUUCCAAAUACAUGUAGCUUAUUUUCUCUUUUUGAGUGUAGUACUGACCAGUUAAUCAAGGAAACUAUUUCUUAUAAUUCUCGUAGAGUAUAUCAUGUAAUUUGAUGGUUAUGAACUGAGAAUCAGAAUGUUAGAACCUACAUUUCUGAAAUAUCUUUCAUUCUUAGCACUUUGUUGGGUAAGGUAUCUUAACGGCAAUGUUUGAAUCUUUUAACGGCAAUGUUUGAAUCUUUUAACGGCAAUGUUUGAAUUAAACUAUGAACUAUUACACAGAAA
Messenger RNA from Acanthaster planci (crown-of-thorns starfish), 4121 nucleotides. Its product is annotated as histidine ammonia-lyase-like. NCBI's taxonomy places the organism in Eukaryota, Metazoa, Echinodermata, Asteroidea, Valvatida, Acanthasteridae. Gene Ontology annotation, cellular component: cytoplasm. Gene Ontology annotation, molecular function: histidine ammonia-lyase activity. The record is from RefSeq and is a predicted model, not a curated record. Gene Ontology annotation, biological process: L-histidine catabolic process.